AUGAUUGAUGCUAAAUAUUAUUUGUAAAAGAGUCAAUUGAUUAUGAAACAUUUAAAUAGUUAAGACCAAAAUGUUGUUGAAUGGAUAAUUUAAUUAGAUGAAACAUAGAAGCAAUUUGAAGAAAAUUAAUUUCAUUAUCCCUUAUUGGAACAGAGUGUAUAAUUCAUUAAUCAUAUUGUUAUCCAUCCUUUUCUUCAACUUUUGGAAAAAAAAGGAUUGUAAUUUCUAAAAUUUUUUAAUAUGAACUACAAUUACAAUAUGAAUAAUAAUCUAUUAUAUAAAAUUACUAAUUACAGAUUGAAUAUGUAUAAGAAGACUUUGGAUAAUAUUGCAUUCAUUUUAUAAUUAAAGAAGAGAAUUUACCAAAUAUCUCAAAAAUUUUAAUGGAUAUUUUAAAAAGUUUAAGUAAAAAAAAAAAUACCCAUAAAGAAUGGGGUCAAGUAUAUACAGUUUAUAGAUCAAAUAUAUGGGUGGUGCCUUUUUCAUAACAAAUAUUGAUAAGGCAAGGUAAAUUUAACUUAAAGAAAUAACAACCUUCUGUAUAAUUAAUCUAAAUUUUAUGGAGGAUUUAAAAUAAGGUUCAAUUUUGAAGAAACUUUAUUAAAUACUCAAUGAUUAGAAUUUAAUCUCACAACAAAAUAUAUAUUCCUUAUGUAUUCAAGCUUACAUAACUUUAGUUUAAAUAAAUUAAAUAAACAACGAAAUUGAAAGAGGAACAUUAUUUUAGCAAGAAUAAUUUAAAAGAUCUGAUAUAAGAAAAUUUAUAUAAAAAAUCGACAUAAUCUCUAUCUAUUUUUGAAGGACAGGU
This is a messenger RNA of Paramecium pentaurelia, 808 nucleotides long. Lineage: Eukaryota; Ciliophora; Oligohymenophorea; Peniculida; Parameciidae. The record is from the annotation of a GenBank genome assembly.